AUGUCUCAGUUAUAUUUAAUUUGUAUACUUUUAUGUGGUAUUGGAUACAUUGGCAGUUGUGUAGAUAUUGAGGACAUCGGUGCUAAUUCAAAUGAACUGGAAGAGUCUACCCCUUUAAAGUGGUUAAAGGGAGCACAGAAUAUAUUUGCAAGUCCCACUGGUCACGUUGUAGUCCAAGUUGCAAAAGAAUUAAUAAAUCGAUCGGCCGGAAACAGUCAAGUUUUAAGUCUAAACUUGACAAAUUUGUUUAUUAUCUUGCUUCUUAAAGUUCUAAUUUUUUCGGCCGGUUUACUGGGAGCUGGUCACUGGAGUAAUUAUGGUUACGCUCGUUCAAGCGAUAGCGGAUUUACAUUUUUUCUUAAUGAUGACGAAGCCUAUUUGAUUACUGGAUUUCUAGCAGCACAGAGUGGUAUUGAUGAUUGUUUGUAUGCAGCAGCUUGUGCAGCCCCUAAUGUGGCUUACGAAUAUGCAAAAGCGGCUAAGGCUUUAGUAGACAGCAUUUCUAAAUAUAAUGGAUUCGAAUUUACGAAUACUCGAUAUAUAGAAUUAAUAGUUUUGGUUGAAGAAGCUGCUUACAAUGGAUAUCGCGGAAUUCCCUGUAACACAACAACGACAUGUGAUGGUUUAUAUUAAUUCAGUACUAUAGGGUAUUUUAAUAUUUAUGUGAUUCCAAUUGUUCCUUUUUAUCAUUAAAAAACAUCUGAGUACUUAAUAUACAAUAUGCAAACAUCUAACAACUCAAAAAACAUAGUUUCAGUAAAAAUAUUUGAAAAAAUGCAUGUAAUUUUGCUAUUGUGUUUUUUUUUUUAAUAAUUUUUGUGUUUAAUAAUUGAUCGA
This is a messenger RNA of Lucilia sericata (common green bottle fly), 837 nucleotides long. RefSeq lists its product as uncharacterized. The transcript is spliced from 4 exons. Lineage: Eukaryota; Metazoa; Arthropoda; Insecta; Diptera; Calliphoridae. The coding region runs from base 1 to 633 and encodes 210 amino acids. The record is from RefSeq and is a predicted model, not a curated record.